AUGCUGCAGAUACUUACACAUGCCAAACAGCAAGAGUCCCGACCAAGUCUUUUCACCCUCGCUUCUGCUAUGAAGGACUCUGGGAGGACAAGAAGCUGGAGUGCGGCCAUGAGUUUGUUCCGAGAGUGUUCGCAGUCCAGUAUGCAAACCGAUACUGUUCUGUAUGCAGUCGCGAUCAGCACGUGUGGAAAAUGCAAGCAGUGGCAGCAGGCCGUGUCAUUGCUCAACGAAAUAGAGGAGGUAAAAUUGGAACCAGGAGCCAUCAGCUGCAGCACCGGAAUCAGUGCGUGCGAGAGGAGUGGACAAUGGCAGUGGGCUUUGUCGCUGUUGAAGCACAUGUGGAACUUGGAGCUGGAGCACGAUGUUGUCUGCUGCAGCGCUGGAAUCAGCGCGUGCGCGAAAGGCGAAAAGUGGGAGCAUGCACUGUCGCUGUUUCACGCAAUGGGGGAAGCGAGAUUGAAACCAGACGUCUUCAGUUAUGGAGCUGGAAUCAGCGCAUGUGAGAAAGGGUUGCAAUGGCAGCUUGCGCUGAUGUUGCUCAGGAGAAUAGGAGAGUCUACGUUAGAGCCGAGCCUCAUAGCGCAUAAUUCUGCCAUCAGUGCGUGCGAGAAGGGCGGCCAAUGGCAGCAGGCACUGUCCCUAUUGAGGGAGAUGCGGGAAGUAGCCUUGGAGCCAGACAUCAUAAGCUUUAGUGCCGGGAUCAGUGCACUGGACAGAGGUGAGCAGUGGCAGAUGGCGUUGUCAUUUUUCAGGGAAAUGUGGGAGAUUAGAUUGAAGCCAAACGUUGUCGAACUACGGUGCUGGGGUCAGCGCGUGCGCGAAUGGCGGGAAGUGGCAGCAUGCACUAGCGUUGCUCAAAACAUCGAGUGA
This is a messenger RNA of Prorocentrum cordatum, 870 nucleotides long. The record is from the annotation of a GenBank genome assembly. NCBI's taxonomy places the organism in Eukaryota, Dinophyceae, Prorocentrales, Prorocentraceae.